Molecule: messenger RNA, 363 nt
Organism: Caenorhabditis remanei
Lineage: Eukaryota; Metazoa; Nematoda; Chromadorea; Rhabditida; Rhabditidae
Exons: 2
Coding region: 1-363 (120 amino acids)
Source: RefSeq, a predicted model, not a curated record
AUGUCGACAACAUCAUCAACGACAACGUGUCCGGCGUGUCACGAGAAACGCGUCAAGAGUCGUUUCAGUUGGCGUGCGAUUCUAUGGGCGAUUUUCUGUUUUCCGUGCGGAAUUUAUUGUUGUUUGAGACGGAAGACGUACUAUUGCUCACAGUGCGAGUGUGAUGUCGUAAAACGCACUGAAACUCGUCAAAUCGCUCCUCGCGGGAGUCAGAGUCUCGGAUAUAACUAUCGUCUAUACGAAUCGACGAAAAUCGGUCUUCCAGCCAGUUUCAGCGCCUACCGUAACCCAGCGAUGUCGACGACGUCAAGCACUGAUUCUACAGUAUCCACGACGUUGUCAACCGCCAAAAUUGUUCAAUAA